This is a messenger RNA of Chelonus insularis, 1732 nucleotides long. Its product is annotated as CD151 antigen-like. NCBI's taxonomy places the organism in Eukaryota, Metazoa, Arthropoda, Insecta, Hymenoptera, Braconidae. The transcript is spliced from 6 exons. Bases 502 to 1296 code for a protein of 264 amino acids. Gene Ontology annotation, cellular component: plasma membrane. The record is from RefSeq and is a predicted model, not a curated record.
UGUACCGGCAGACGUAAUACAAGCAUCUCAUCGUGUAACGCGUCAGCUUCGUUCAGUCUUGCUCCGACUUUCGUGUCGCGUGGUUUAGUAUGUAAAAUUAUCUCUCUUAUUUAUUUGUCACGUGAUAAGUUCAACGAUCAUUCAACACGCUAAAGUUUUAGCAAUUGUAAACAACGCGUUUACUGACAUAAUAUGGAAUUGUGUAAUAAUUAAAUAUUUAAAGUGUUGCUUAAUGAAGUGAAUAAAUACAAAUUCGGUGCGCAAUAAAUAUAAAAGCUAUAAUAUUGUUGAUUAUUUUUUAUAUUUAAAAUAAAUUUGUUUAAUUUUUGAAUGAAAUUAUUUCAAUGUUAGAUCAUUAAUUAAGGUCAAUUUUUCCAAGUGUAAAGUCGUGACCUUGAGUGUAAAAUACGCGGACUAAUCUAAAAUCAACAACUUGAUAUCAUGAAGACGUGACACAAACUAUCAGAAGUGGGCAAUAAUCACUGAAAAAUUAAUUUAAAGAUGGCAAAAAGUGCAGAAAGAUUACCUGGUAGUUCAACUAGAAUAAGGACACGUGAUGAUGGUUGUUGUUCAGUGAAUUUUCUUAAAUAUGUUCUUCAUAUUUACAAUGUUGUCUUAUUCCUUUCCGGAUUGGUUGUUGGUGGAAUAGGAAUAUGGACAGUAAUUGCAAAACACAGCUAUAUCUCAUUAAUGGCAACAUCAACAUACCCAAUACUCGCAUAUGCUCUUAUAGUUGCUGGAACUCUUGCAGUAAUUGGUAGUUGGCUUGGUUGCGGUGGUGUAUCAUCUGAGAACAGAUGUGUUUUGUUAAUGUACAUUUUCGUUGUAAUGGCUGUUUUGGGAUUAGAAGCAGGAGUUGGAGUAUUGGCGAGAUUACACGAAGAGCAGGUUGGUCCAGAACUAAAGGAAACUUUGAACCGCACCUUCCUCGAAUAUUAUUCUGUGAGCUCUCGAGAAACCACAGCGAUUGACAAAAUGCAGAUAGAAUUUAGAUGCUGUGGAGCUCAUAGAUUUGAAGAUUGGUUAGCAAGUGAAUGGUAUAAAGAUGAACAAGUACAACGUGAUGGAAGUUUAGUACCCGAUAGUUGUUGUAAAACUCCAUCAUUAUAUUGUGGACGACGAGAUCAUCCAUCAAAUAUUCAAUACACAGGAUGUAUAUAUAAAUUUUUGGAGACAACGAAAGAACAUUUAAUAAUAUUGGGAGCUGUUGGACUUGGUUUAUCUGUUCUAGAAGUUUUUGGUGUUAUUCUUGGUUCUUGCCUUUAUAUAAAACUACGCCACGAUUUUGAUGACUGAGACAUAAUUAAUUACGCAAUUGAUAAUAAUAAUAGAAAUACAUGGUGUAAAUAUACAGAGAAUUCUAAGUCUGAUAUCAGUACAACAUCAGAGUAACGAUAAACAACUAAUUGUUAUAUAAAAGAUUUUAAAUAAUCGUUUCUCUGUCUAUUUAUUCAUUGUAAAAUAAUACUCGAUAACUAACAACUCUGAAAAAAAUUAAUCAUGUAUGAGAAAUUUACGAAUGGAUAUUUUCAAUUGGCUUUAUUUUGUAAUUGAUGGAAUUCCCAUUGAUAUCAUAUUAUUAAUUCAAUGCUCGUAAAAAAAUUGUAUUUACGAUUCGACAGUCAUAAAUCGAUUAUAUGUCACUUAUUUAUAAAAUGAAUAUAUUUUAUAAGUGAUUAUUAAAAAUAAAUUGUAAGAGAUUAAUAUAAAAAUUGUACAGAAAAAUAUAGUU